Molecule: messenger RNA, 3281 nt
Organism: Callithrix jacchus (white-tufted-ear marmoset)
Lineage: Eukaryota; Metazoa; Chordata; Mammalia; Primates; Cebidae
Gene: PLK5
Product: polo like kinase 5 (inactive)
Biological process (GO): regulation of G1/S transition of mitotic cell cycle; mitotic spindle organization; DNA damage response
Cellular component (GO): cytoplasm; nucleus; spindle pole
Molecular function (GO): protein kinase activity; ATP binding
Source: RefSeq, a predicted model, not a curated record
CGCCCCGGCGACGCGCGCCCCCAGAGCGGCCCCCGAGCGCCCCGGAGCGGUGGUCCCUGCCGGCUGCGCCAGAGCCCGCGCGAUGGAGCCGGGGCCGCGGCGGCGCAGGAGCCGCCCCCUGGUCGCCGCUUUCCUGCGAGACCCGGGCUCGGGCCGCGUGUACAGGCGCGGGAAGCUGAUCGGCACGGGCGCCUUCAGCCGCUGCUACAAGCUGACCGACAUGUCCACCGGUGCCAUGUUCGCCCUCAAGGUGGUGCCGCGUGGCGGGGCCGGGGCCGGGCGGCUUCGCCCACGGGGAAAGGUGGAGCGCGAGAUUGCCCUGCACAGCCGCCUGCGCCACCGCAACAUUGUGGCUUUCCACGGACACUUCGCUGACCGCGACCACGUGUACAUGGUGCUGGAGUACUGCAGCCGCCAGUCUUUGGCCCACGUGCUGAGGGCACGGCAGACGCUGACGGAGCCGGAGGUGCGCUACUACCUACGGGGGCUGAUCAGCGGCCUGCGCUACCUGCACCAGCGAUGCAUCGUGCACCGAGACCUGAAGCUCAGUAACUUCUUCCUGAACAAGAACAUGGAGGUGAAGAUCGGAGACCUGGGGCUGGCUGCCAAGGUGGGGCCAGGGGGCCGCUGCCACGGAGUGCUCUGUGGGACCCCUAACUUCCUGGCCCCAGAGGUAGUCUCCAGAAAUGGUCACUCCCGCCAGUCGGACAUCUGGGCUCUGGGCUGCAUCAUGUACACGGUUCUGACUGGCGCCCCGCCCUUCAUGGCCUCACCCCUGUCUGAGAUGUACCAAAACAUCCGCGAGGGCCACUACCCUGAACCCGCUCACCUGUCCCCCAAUGCACGCCGCCUCAUCGCCCGCCUCCUGGCACCCAACCCGGCUGAGCGGCCCAGCCUGGACCACCUGCUGCAGGACGACUUCUUCACACAGGGUUUCACUCCAGACCGGCUGCCAGCCUACUCCUGCCACAGUCCCCCCAUCUUCACUGCAGCCCCGCCUCUGGGCAGGAUCUUCCGGAAGGUGGGCCAGCUGCUGCUCACCCAGUGCCGGCCACCCUGUUGAACGAGACAUCUACAUUGGCGGUCUCGGGGACUCCCGCAGGUCAGUAGCCCCCCGGCAGACAUGCCGGACCCCGACAUCUGGCGCCCAAACAGGGACCUGAGUACGAGAGGUACAAUGACGCACCCCAAAUCAGAGGAGACAAGGUAAAACCGUGGUUCUUGUAGUUCUGGACUCAAAAUUCAUCUGGAGUAAAGAUGGAGCAGUGUGAGUCCAGAAAUCAGUCUGGGUUUGUAAUGUUGAUGCAUCAAAUGUUAAGAAAUAGAGGUGCUGAUGUAAAAAUGAAACGUGUUUCUAAGUUUUUAGAGAUUGUCUACGUAUCGUGUCCGUGGGUCCCUGAGGAGGGAUCGUUAGAUGAAUCUACGUGGAGUAAAAUAGGAACUAAGAUUGAGGAAGAUGCCGCCACUCAUCAAUCUUCCCCGCAGGCAGAUCUGUUACUUUCUGUUUGGCCGCCGCUGUGCCACGCUGUCUGCCUGCCUGCUGCUUCUCUUGCUUCUAAUCCCUCUUCCUCCUCUUACAAAUGUUGCCCUGAUGAUGGAGGGCGCGGCUGUAAUUUACCACCUUGUAAUCCUCGAAACGAGCCCGAUUCUGCUCUCGGAGUCAGACCUGGAGCCGGAAAUGGGGGAGCUCGGGACAAAGGGAUCGGAACCGGAGUAAAAAACAGCUUCAGAGAACACACAGUGUUGGUUUGGGGCAGAGAUCACGUUUGUGUCUUUCCUAGGUCUGCCCCCUCACCUAUCUAGGUGCCCGAGUGACACGUCAAGCAUGCCCCAAAGACGACACUCCUCUCCGAGACCAGUGACCAUCCCUCUUCCUCGACUGACAUCUCCCCGUCGGCCGAGCCCUCAGAUGACUUCACCGAACUCCCUUCUCCCGAGAAUCCGACGUCUACGCCUACGGAGGACGACAUCCCGCCGUGCCCAUCACCCAUGGCACCAGCCGACACCUCCGCAAGAAGUUCCAGUCCCAACCUGGACCCAGAUGCGACGCCUAAUGGCUGACGUGUCACACAUUGUCCGUCAGCAGGGACAUUCCCUUUACCCAAUCUCUGUUCCUUCGGCGUCAAAAACGUUUCCUUGGUAUGCUCAUUGCUGGAAUUAUUGCCAUUGUGUCUGUGGUAGCUUCUGCAGCCACAGCUGCUGUUAGUCUUUCAAAAUCCGUUAAUACUGCUGUAUAUGUGAAUCACCUGGCAAAAAAUGUCUCUAUUGCUAUGGGAACUCAUAUGUCUAUUGAUGAUGGAUUAGAAGCUAAACUGAACACCUUGGAACAAACUGUUGCUAUUCUUGGUGAUAAACUUAAUAAUAUUCAAAAACACCUGGCCCUUCAUUGCCAUGCUGAUUAUAAAUAUAUUUGUGUUACUAAUACUCCUUAUAAUGACAUUAAAUGGCGGUGGCCUCUUCUUAAGGCCCAUUUACAAGGAAUUUGGACUCAUGACAAUUUAUCUCUAGAUGUUUUCAAGCUUCAGCAGGAAAUUCAUGCCAUUGAUUUUUCUCGUCGAAACCUGCCUGAGGAUGACACAAUCGUCCGUGAUAUUGUGGACACCUUGUGUUCCUGGGUACGUGGCGUUCAUCUCCCGUCCUUUUCCUCUUUAAUUGGUAUUGGAGUGGUUUUACUCCUUCUUAUGGUCCUUCUCCCUUCAACAAUUGCGGCUCAAGCUUUUGGAGUCGCAUCUAAAAGAAAACGGGGAACUGAGGGAAUCUGUGGGGAUCGCUCCCGUGUGAGGCCCCUAGGAAAUGGGCCUCACCAUACGGUGAGCUUGAGCCUGGACACAGAUCCCCGGUUGGGGGAGUCAAGCUGAGGGAAAGCAGGAACUGAGAGAGGAACUAUAUGUUAUUCAAAAUAAUUAACAGACAUUACUGUAUGGAUACGAGGACUUGGGAGGCACUGUGUCCACUUUCGGCUCCUUAUGGGUUAUUGCUGGAUUGUGUUCAUUUUGGACCCUUGUUACCUUCAUUGCAAAAUAUUAAGUAUUUACACUUGGUAACUUACUUACCGUAACUUACAGGGCGUGACUGUAACUUGCUUACCUUGACCUAUUGGGCGUAACCUACUUACUGGGCGUAACCUACUUACUGGGCGUAACUUAGUGGGCGUAACUUGCUUACUGUAACUUAAGUACGUUGAUCUGGCAUAAACAACUUUGACUUCAGAAAAGUAUAUAAUGAAACAUAUUGCAAAAAUAAAAUUGCUGCUUGGACAUAGCCUAAGCCAGCCCUCCAGA